AUGUCAUCAACUAAUGAUCAACAGAAAACUGAACAACAACCAAAGCAAAUGAUGUGCGGUGGUCCCGGUACUCGUGCACCCCGUCACGUCUAUACAUGUGUGAUUAAAAAUAAGACAAAUGAAGAAUUAACAUGUGAAGUUGAAUAUCGUGGAAUAGACGAUAAACACACCGAAGUAUUAAAUGUACAAAUACCUAAAGGUGAAGAACAAAAAAUUAAUGAAAAAACAUUUGAACAUGAUAGUGGUACAUCGACGGGACGAAAAACUGUGCACAGAAUACAUGUUAAAAAAUAUGAUGGUAAAACAAUAGAAAUAAAAGAACCAUUUGAAAAUGUUACAUCACCCCAACAAAACUGGGAAUUUCACAUUAAUGACAAUGAAAUUAAAUCUGUUAAUCCAAAUCAAUAA
Messenger RNA from Didymodactylos carnosus, 408 nucleotides. The record is from the annotation of a GenBank genome assembly. Lineage: Eukaryota; Metazoa; Rotifera; Eurotatoria; Philodinida; Philodinidae.